Messenger RNA from Malus domestica (apple), 1542 nucleotides. RefSeq names its product sucrose transport protein SUC4-like (gene SUT1). Gene Ontology annotation, biological process: sucrose transport; transmembrane transport. Gene Ontology annotation, molecular function: sucrose:proton symporter activity. Gene Ontology annotation, cellular component: vacuole; plasma membrane. The record is from RefSeq and is marked provisional. NCBI's taxonomy places the organism in Eukaryota, Viridiplantae, Streptophyta, Magnoliopsida, Rosales, Rosaceae.
AUAUUCGAGGGUUCUAGAGAGAGAGAGGGGACCGGUCACCAUGCCAGCUCCAGACGCAGACCGCCACAGGGUCAGGGCUCGACCGGCGGUCCGAACCCGAGUCCCACUCCGGCAACUCCUCCGAGUGGCAUCGGUCGCGUGUGGAAUCCAAUUCGGUUGGGCCCUACAGCUCUCGCUCUUGACCCCGUACGUUCAAGAGCUCGGAAUCCCUCACGCUUGGGCCAGCGUCAUAUGGCUCUGUGGGCCUUUAUCGGGCCUUGUGGUCCAGCCCCUUGUGGGCCACAUGAGCGACCGCUGCACUAGCCGAUACGGUCGCCGGCGCCCAUUCAUCGUCGUCGGAGCGGCCUGUAUCGCCGUCUCCGUUCUAAUCAUCGGUUUCUCCGCCGAUAUCGGUUGGUUGCUCGGCGACAGAGGCGGCGGCGUCAGGCCCAGAGCCAUCGCCGUGUUCGUGUUCGGGUUUUGGAUUCUGGACGUGGCCAAUAAUGUGACUCAGGGUCCUUGUAGAGCUCUCCUCGCUGAUCUCACUGAAAAGGAUUAUCGAAGAACUCGAGUAGCAAACGCUUAUUUCUCUCUGUUUAUGGCGGUUGGCAAUGUUCUUGGCUAUGCAACUGGAUCAAUAAGUUACUUGUUCAAGGUUUUUCCAUUUUCAAUUACCCCAGCAUGCAAUGUUAACUGUGCAAACCUCAAGUCUGCUUUCUUCGUCGACACUGCCUUUAUUGCAAUUACUACGUGGAUAAGCAUAUCAGCAGCUCAGGAAACACCUCUGGGUUCAAGUAACAGAACUACACCCUUUGCUGAUGAAGGGCCAGGACAGUCAAGUCAUAUCGAAGAAGCUUUUCUCUGGGAGCUGUUUGGGACUUUUAGAUAUUUCCCAGGGUCUGUAUGGUUAAUCCUACUUGUUAUUGCUCUAAACUGGAUUGGGUGGUUUCCAUUUCUUCUCUUUGAUACUGAUUGGAUGGGUCGAGAGAUUUAUGGUGGCAAGCCAAAUGAAGGGAUAAAUUAUAGUACUGGUGUUAGAAUGGGAGCUCUUGGUUUGAUGUUGAAUUCGGUUAUUCUUGGUAUAACCUCAGUGCUUAUGGAGAAGCUUUGCAGGAAAUGGGGGGCUGGUUUUGUGUGGGGAAUUUCAAGCAUUCUCAUGACUCUUUGCUUUUUCGCAAUGCUUGUUAUUACAUUUGUGAACAAGAGUAUUGGUGUUGGGGGCCAUGAUUUACCUCCAGAUGGUAUUGUGAUAGCUGCACUGGUUGUUUUUGCAGUUCUCGGUAUUCCAUUGGCGAUCACAUACAGUGUUCCGUAUGCUUUGGUUUCUUCUCGAAUCGAGUCUUUGGGACUUGGCCAAGGUUUAUCAAUGGGUGUACUGAAUCUGGCAAUAGUAAUCCCACAGGUGAUCGUAUCACUAGGAAGUGGACCUUGGGAUCAGCUAUUUGGUGGUGGAAAUGUUCCAGCCUUUGCCGUGGCAGCAGUUGCAUCCUUAGCCAGCGGCCUGGUGGCCAUCUUGGCAAUUCCACGUUCUGCUGCUCCUAAGCCCCGAGCUGUCACAUGAGG